UACCCCAGGAUUGCCAACUCGCGCCAAUCCUCCUGCCUCAAUCUCUCAAGUCCUAGGAUUACAGGUGCGCUACCCAACCGCCGGCUUCCUCCAUCAAUUAUUUUUCUAACAGGGAAAACUAAUAGGUGUUGGGAACGUUUGUGCUCAUAGAGUUGAGCUAGUCGGUGUCAACUUCCAAGGCAAUCAUAUCCUGCAUCCAGAAUACCAGCAGUCAACAGAGGCAGUAGUCAGGGAAUUCAGGAAGCCCCCUGCCGGCCGGAUGACUAAACGCAGCCGCCAGUACGGUGAACCGAACCUAGUAACAGUUCUUAAUGUUGGGGAAGAGACUUCCGGUAGGGGCAUUCCCAUUUCCGUCCGAGCGCUUCGCCUUUGGGCCCGACCGGAAAUAACUGUAACCUGUUUAAAGCCACGUCUGUCCGGGCUUUGGUCCCGCCCACACGGCGUAAGUGUUUCCGGGGCGAGCGCAUUCUGGCCCGCCCCGCCCCUUCGCCGCCGGCGCGGUGCUGAGAGCCCCGGUGCUCCCGGAAGUUGCCUGCCCGGGCCUCUCGGUUGGGGUCUCCUGCACCCCUCUGCUCCUGAGGGCCCUAGGGGCGGUGGCAAUGGCGGAGGCGGCGCUGCUGCUGCUGCCCCAGGCGGCGGCCGAGCGGGACGCUCGAGAGAAGCUGGCCCUCUGGGAUCGGAGGCCUGACACGACGGCGCCGCUGACCGACAGGCAGACGGACUCGGUGCUGGAGCUGAAGGCGGCGGCGGAGAACCUGCCAGUGCCGGCCGAGCUCCCAAUUGAAGACUCGUGCAGCUUAACAUCCCAGUCACUGCCCCUUGACUUGACUUCAAUAGUGCCUGAAUCUACAGAAGACAUUCUCUUGAAGGGUUUUACUUCCUUAGGAAUGCAAGAAGAAAGAAUUGAGACCGCACAGCAGUUUUUUUCCUGGUUUGCAAAGCUGCAAACUCAAAUGGAUCAGGAUGAAGGAAUAAAAUAUAGACAGAUGAGGGAUUACUUGUCUGGGUUUCAGGAGCAGUGUGAUGCUAUACUGAAUGAUGUAAACAGUGCCCUUCAGCACCUGGAGUCAUUACAGAAGCAGUAUCUUUUCGUGUCUAAUAAGACAGGAACCCUACAUGAAGCCUGUGAACAGCUGCUAAAAGAACAGUCGGAACUUGUUGAUCUGGCUGAAAAUAUUCAACAAAAGCUUUCUUAUUUUAAUGAAUUGGAAACUAUUACUACAAAAUUGAAUUCUCCAACGUUGUCUGUGAAUAGUGAAGGAUUUAUACCUAUGCUGGCCAAGUUAGAUGAUUGUAUAACCUACAUUUCAUCUCAUCCUAAUUUUAAAGAUUAUCCUGUAUACUUACUGAAGUUUAAACAAUGUCUUUCUAAAGCAUUGCACCUCAUGAAGACGUAUACUGUGAACACACUGCAGACUCUCACAAAUCAGUUACUUAAAAGGGACCCUUCAUCUAUACCUAAUGUAGACAAUUCCUUCACGCUAUUUUAUGUGAAGUUUCGAGCUGCUGCACCCAAAGUCAGAACUCUUAUUGAACAAAUAGAAGAGCGAUCUGAAAAGAUACCUGAAUACCAGCAACUGCUCAGUGAUAUCCACCAAUGUUACCUUUUCCAACGGGAGCUCCUUUUGGGCCCUAGUAUUGCCUGUACUGUCGCAGAGUUAACCAGCCAAAAUAAUAGAGACCAUUGUGCCUUGGUUCGCAGUGGCUGUGCCUUCAUGGUCCACGUGUGCCAGGAUGAGCACCAACUUUACAACGAAUUUUUUACAAAGCCGACACCAAAAUUAGAUGAGCUUUUGGAGAAACUGUGUAUGUCAUUGUAUGAUGUCUUCAGGCCAUUGAUCAUUCAUGUCAUUCACUUAGAAACUCUAUCUGAACUUUGUGGAAUUCUUAAAAAUGAAGUCCUUGAAGAUCAUGUACAGAACAAUGCUGAACAAUUAGGGGCAUUUGCAGCUGGAGCAAAGCAGAUGCUGGAAGAUGUGCAAGAGAGGCUUGUGUAUCGAACCCAUAUCUAUAUUCAGACUGACAUCACAGGCUACAAACCGGCUCCUGGUGACCUGGCUUAUCCCGAUAAGUUAGUCAUGAUGGAGCAAAUUGCGCAGAGUUUAAAAGAUGACCAGAAGAAGGUACCUUCAGAAGCUUCGUUUUCAGAUGUUCGGUUAGAAGAAGCAGAGUCUAACAGUCUGUCGAAAUCUGGUUCAACCGAAUCCCUCAAUCCUAGACCACAGACCACAAUUUCUCCAGCAGAUCUUCAUGGAAUGUGGUACCCUACAGUUCGAAGGACUCUUGUCUGUCUCUCCAAAUUAUACAGAUGCAUAGAUAGGGCGGUGUUCCAAGGAUUAUCUCAGGAAGCAUUGUCAGCCUGCAUUCAGUCCUUACUUGGAGCAUCAGAGUCUAUCACCAAAAACAAGACUCAGAUUGAUGGGCAGCUUUUCUUAAUUAAGCACCUUUUGAUUCUUCGUGAACAAAUUGCUCCAUUUCACACUGAAUUCACCAUUAAGGAAAUUUCCCUGGACCUCAAGAAAACUAGAGAUGCAGCAUUUAAAAUCCUGAACCCCAUGACUGUUCCAAGAUUUUUUAGGCUGAAUAGCAACAAUGCCUUGAUAGAGUUCUUGUUGGAGGGUACUCCUGAGAUAAGAGAACAUUAUCUUGACUCUAAAAAAGACGUAGACCGGCAUCUGAAAUCAGCCUGUGAACAGUUUAUUCAGCAGCAGAGCAAGCUGUUUGUAGAGCACCUGGAGGAGUUCAUGACAAAGGUUUCAGCAUUAAAAACAAUGGCCAGCCAGGGAGGUCCCAAGUAUACCCUCUCCCAACAGCCUUGGGCCCAACCAGCGAAGGUUAGUGACCUUGUGGCAGCUGCCUAUAAGACAAUAAAAACAAAGCUGCCCCUGACCUUGAGAAGCAUGUCGCUGUACCUGUCCAAUAAAGAUACAGAGUUCAUUUUAUUUAAACCUGUUAGGAAUAACAUUCAGCAAGUCUUUCAGAAGUUCCACGCUCUGUUGAAGGAAGAGUUCAGUCCCGAAGACAUCCAGAUCAUUGCUUGUCCUUCCAUGGAACAGGUAAACCUCCUGCUGUCAGUUCCUAAAUAAUCAGGAUGGUCAGGAAGUAGAGAAUGGGCUGAAAAGCCUUGCAGCCUGCAGGACUCUGAGGACUCCUACGUGAGACUGUCCCCAAGACCUCCACUAGCGUGCUGCUCAGUGCUAACUGUAAAGGAGGCAUAAGCAAAGUGUUGAAAAGAUAGGUGUUUCUCUUUGAAAACAUCAAAAUGCCAAAGAUGAAUGGAUCCUCAUUUAAAUGGACACAAGAAAUGUAAGUUUUUGAGAGGUAGCCAUGGGAGCUUGAAGUGAAAUGUUUCUUCACAAAAGUUGUGCAAUAAAAAUAGGUUAUAAUGAGUAUUGCUAAGAACUUUAUGGAAAUACAGCUUAUGAGAAAGCUGCUAAAGGUAAGGUUUGCUAAUGCAUGAAACACAAAACCCUUUCAGCAACACUUCUAACCACUGAGCAUUCCACAGUGACUAUUUUUUUACUUUCACAAACUUUAUUUCUUUUGAGACAAGGUCUCACUAUACAGUUCAGGCUGGCCUUGAACUUUCUAUGUAGCCCAGGCUGGCCUUGAACUUCAGUUGAUCCUCCUUCCUCAAAAACCUUAUUUCUAUAUUUCUAUAUUUAAUGUAAUGUUUCUCUUAUAAUUUGAUGUUUGGUUGGGAGUAGCUUCCAAGAAUGCAUCUUAUUUUGCUGGGAUUCAGGGUGUUUCUGUUUGAUGUAAGGGCAUCGUGGACAGUUCCAGGAUCUGAACUCCUUGAACUGCUGUGGUACGAAGUGUUCAAAGCAGGGAGCUGCAGCCUCUUGCUGAGGGUAUAGUUCUUCCAUGUGGAUCUUUGGUACAGCCAUCAGUGGGAUGAGUGAGAAUUACAAAUUAAGGUGUCUUCACGCUUACGUAUAAAGGGGAGGUGGAAACCUGAUGAGUAGCAGGUCUCCUGAAUGAAGCUUAGUUACAGCCUUCUGCAGGCAGCCUCUGGUUGCAGCUGCUGUUUGUAAAGUGGCACUUUGAUGUGUGUUGCAUGUGUCUAGCAGCCUGUGUUGUGCUGUGCACCAGGCUGGUGGGCUUCCAUCCCUGCUACAGCAGAGUAUGUUUUGCCAACACACAUAGGACAACAAACACUGCCCACGUCUUAGAAACACCACACCCCAUCAGGGAUCACACAUGAAACAAAACAGUGGAUUUCCUACAAAUCCCUUCCUCUUUAAAUUUGGAGCUAGAUUGUACCUCUAAUGUUGUAAAUGUAGUGUGGUUGUUUCAGAAAGAAUUCUGAAUUCCUUAAACCCUGGUGUGGAGGCAAGACAAAAAGAGCUCUGGAGUGGCCAGAGACCCCUUGGUGCAGGCGGUGUCACUGUGCCCAUGCUGCACACAUGCGUGCGUACUGAGUGAGUUCUUCACAGGUGCAGUUAGUUCCAUUCUGGUGUCUGUCAAAUGUAAGAGGUCCUUUGUUUUUAAUCACUUUUAUUUUGGCAGGGGAUGUUUCUUGAUAAGAGUUUGUUAUUCUUACGUUUUGAGAAGGUAGAAGGUAAGAAGGCCAUAUUCUUUCUUUGCCUUGAAAUGAAUGAAUUAGGAAGAUUGUAUUUACUUCUACUUACCGUUUUAAAUACAUUUAUAAAAUAAACUGUAAAAUAUCUGGUUUUGUGUAUUAUAUGUACAUUUGGUUUUUAAAUAGUCUUCCCAAAGAAAUGAGGGCAUGAUUAUUGUAUUAUACUGUGACUGAUGUAGUUUGAUGUACAGAGAGUAUUCUUCAGGACAAAACAUUUAAUGGCAGUUGUUGUGUUUUGAUCUUUUGUUGCUGAAACACUCAAACACCUUACAAAGUGCUAAGUAGGUGAUAGUGAUCCAACUUGUUAAGUGAAUAUUUGUUUAAAUCUGUACAGUUUCAAGUGUUUACUUAUACAAAAAGUGUACAUAGUUUCAAAUAAUUUAAAAUGCUUUAUAUUAUGAGUAGAAAUUGUUUUUAAUAAAUGAAUUUUUAAGAAAAUAAAGAUUUUUUUACUGUUUUGUGUCUGAUAA
Cavia porcellus (domestic guinea pig) is the source of this 5052-nucleotide messenger RNA. It is a transcript of the gene Cog3, whose product is annotated as component of oligomeric golgi complex 3. Gene Ontology annotation, cellular component: cis-Golgi network; membrane; COG complex. The transcript is spliced from 23 exons. The record is from RefSeq and is a predicted model, not a curated record. The coding region runs from base 600 to 3086 and encodes 828 amino acids. Gene Ontology annotation, biological process: intracellular protein transport; intra-Golgi vesicle-mediated transport; Golgi organization. Lineage: Eukaryota; Metazoa; Chordata; Mammalia; Rodentia; Caviidae.